This is a messenger RNA of Lathyrus oleraceus (garden pea), 1533 nucleotides long. RefSeq lists its product as uncharacterized. The coding region runs from base 1 to 1533 and encodes 510 amino acids. The transcript is spliced from 2 exons. The record is from RefSeq and is a predicted model, not a curated record. NCBI's taxonomy places the organism in Eukaryota, Viridiplantae, Streptophyta, Magnoliopsida, Fabales, Fabaceae.
AUGACCAGAAUAUUUGUAGACACCUUGAAGGACCCAUUCUUUGAUAGAUUGGUGAGUAGUGCAGCGUUUGACUUCGCACAUCUAGUCACAAUUAGAGAUCUCAUAAAGAAAGGGUUGAGGGAUGGAAAAAUUCCAGGAGCUGUGGCAAUCCCUAGUGCACCGAAGAAGUAUUCUGGAGGCUUCCCGAAGAAAAGAGAAGGUGAAACAAACACUAUAUCCAGAAGCUACAAGGGGAAGAAACAGGCUUCAUAUGGCCAAGUCGCCGUUGUGGUACCCAUACCAUAUCAACAGCCAAUGCAACAACAACAGGUGUAUCAACUGCAACAUCAACAACAUCAUCAUCGGCAAAACACUGCACCGCCAAGACAAUUCAAGCCAAGACCUCCAAGAAGGCAACUUGAUCCCCUACCAGUACCUUAUAGUCAGAUAUUCCCAUAUUUGCAAAAGGAGGGCCUUCUAACAUUGAGGGAGUUAAAACUAGCUGUUUUUCCAUAUCCACCCGGAUACGAUGCUAACGCCCAUUGCGAGUUUCACAUAGGAGCACCUGGUCAUACCUUGGAGAAUUGUUUCACAUUUCAAAAUCAGGUACACGACUUGAUCGAAGAAAAGGUCGUCUCUUUCACUCCGAGACGCCAGAACGUGAACACCAAUCAUAUGCCAACACAUAAGGAUGCUUCCGUCAGUGCCAUUGAGGAGAGUGACCAAGGCAAAUUGAUCCGCAAGGUUGAAGAGAUUCAAACCCCUAUCACCAGGAUAGGAGCACAAUUGCUGAAAAAUGGACUACUCCCGGAGGAGCUAGUUGCUGAAGAGAACAAUAAAGAGUUGAGGAAUUUUAUACAACAAAUCCUGGAUCGAGGCGAGUUACAAAUAAACUGUCGUGUCAAGAGCAACCGCCAGGAAGAGAUAGACGUGGUGGACAUCCCUUAUGAUGAGGUUAAGGUGGAAAUACCUAUAAGCCCAUUGGUGAUAAAGUUUCCAGCACCAUUCGCAUAUAAAGAUGAGAAGGCAGUCUCGUGGAUAUAUCAACCCAGAGCUUUUAAGCAGGGGCAGGAAGACCGACCUUUGAUGAUCAAUGAACCAAAUGUCACUUCAAUUGUAGGGCCAACAGGAAUGACACGUAGUGGCCCAGUAUUCGCGCCAAGAACUGCUGAUACUUCUUUAAAGACUAAAGGGAAGGAAGCUGAUGUCCAGAUCCCCGUCCCUAAUCAAGAAAUUCAAGACAUACACCUGUCUCCUAAAGCCGCGGUCACUCGUGAAGAGGCUGAGGAAUUUCUGAGGAUAAUCAAGAAGAGUGAUUAUAAGAUCUGGCCAUUUGAGAGAGUGUUUGAAAAAAGGAUGUCGGAUUUGGGUUCAGGGGCCAAAAAUAAGGAGGGUUUGUGUUUUGAUAUUUUGGUUUUGGGGUGGCGGUCACCGGAGAAGAAGGCGGCGCCGCCAUGGUUGGUCGUCCGCCACCGUCUUCUCCAGCACGUGUGGGCCAUGAGUGGUCACGGAGAAGAAGAAGCGGUUGCAGAGCAACAUUGUUUUCAGAAGUGA